AUGUUGGACCCAUUUCCCCCGCCGCCGGAAUGGCUGCGUGAAGCUGUCGAGCCCUGGGCGAUUUACCUGAACGUGCCGGCGGUGACGGAACAUGCUCACGAGAUCAUCAUUGCCUUCAGCGGCUACCUCUGCAUCCACUACAUCCUUUCUCCCUGGCUUUCGCCACGGCUAUUCCCACGCCAUUACCCCAACCUGAACCCUCGAACAAAGCUCAACUGGGAUGUCCAUGUCGUAUCCCUGGUGCAGAGCACCUUCAUCAACCUCAUGGCCUUGUGGGCUAUGUGGGCGGACGAGGAGCGGUCCUCGAUGAAUGCCGCCGAACGGGUGUACGGCUACACAGGCGUCUGUGGACUGGUCUCCGCCUUUGCGGCUGGCUACUUUGUCUAUGAUCUGAUCGUCAGUACCGUUUACAUCAAGAUGUUUGGUAUCGGAAUGCUGUUCCACGCCAUAAGUGCUCUCUGGGUGUUCAGCUUCGGCUUCAGGCCUUUCGUGAACUUCUACUCCCCAGUCUUCAUUCUCUACGAGCUCUCUAGCCCCUUCCUCAAUAUCCACUGGUUCCUUGACAAGGUCAACAUGACUGGUAGCAAGCUGCAAUGGUACAACGGCAUGCUUCUUCUCUUCACCUUCUUCAGCUGCCGUCUCGUCUGGGGUACCUGGCAAUCGGCGAUUGUCUACAAGGACAUGUGGUACGCGCUGAAGCAAACCUGGGAUGCAACCGCCGCAGCCAACGCGCUCAACCAGUCCGUCGAUAUCACCACCCAGGUGUUUCGAAGCCGUGAGGCCGUUCUGGAUGGAGCCCGCGCCCAGGCCCAGCUCGAACUCUCCAAGUAUGCCAACUACACCGCCGCGGGUACCCCGACUUGGUUGGUUCUGACCUACAUGAUCUCCAACGUGGUGCUCAAUUUCCUGAACUACUUCUGGUUCUCGAAAAUGGUCGAGACUGUCUUGAAGCGAUUCCGUGGGCCCGCUGCUGGCGCAAAGGAGAAGGGCUCGAAGGGAACCGCGACGGACCCCAAGAAGGAGGAGCAGCUCGACCGACUGCGGGAGGAUAUCGCUCAGAAGGUGGUCCUGGAAGCUGCCUCUAGGCUGGAGCAGGAGGAAGGCAGCCCCUUUUUGGAGGAUGUAUCCGAGGAGAAGCUCGCAUCGGCCGUGGAUGCAGGUCUUAAUGAGGAACUGAGAAAGCGGAAAGCUCAUGUGGCUGCAUAG
Molecule: messenger RNA, 1206 nt
Organism: Aspergillus saccharolyticus JOP 1030-1
Lineage: Eukaryota; Fungi; Ascomycota; Eurotiomycetes; Eurotiales; Aspergillaceae
Product: TLC domain-containing protein
Exons: 2
Coding region: 1-1206 (401 amino acids)
Biological process (GO): lipid homeostasis
Cellular component (GO): endoplasmic reticulum; membrane
Source: RefSeq, a predicted model, not a curated record